AUGCAUGAAUUCAUGCUCGUCAUGCUAGACUUAGCCCUACGAGGGGGCUGCGGGGACCAGACGCCCACGCUGUACACAAAUGCACCUACAUCAUGCGCCACAGCCGGAGUCGACUCUCCAUCCUCGCGGCGCGUCCCGGUCAAGAUUUGGUUCAGAGGACUCCUUGAUAUUCUCCGUGAUAAUUACUGCUCUAGCGGCGCUGCUUUCGAUCGCAUUUGA
Molecule: messenger RNA, 219 nt
Organism: Colletotrichum costaricense
Lineage: Eukaryota; Fungi; Ascomycota; Sordariomycetes; Glomerellales; Glomerellaceae
Exons: 2
Coding region: 1-219 (72 amino acids)
Source: RefSeq, a predicted model, not a curated record